AUGAACCCGAAUACGCCCUACGUCACUCAUCUGGCCGUCGCCAAGUUCUCCCAUACCACCACUCUCAUCGAGCAUGCCGGUCCACUGACCUGGCACCAUGUAAAUGGGAAUGGCGAUCUGCUCUGCAUCUUUGAAAAACUGCCAGGCAGCCUUUCAGUUCCUGCCAGACUGAUACUGCGCGUGGUCCAACCCCAGGGCAUACUGGAGCAAAUUGACCUGGUGCACGCGAUGACCUCUACUCAAGAUUUGAAUGGUUCUCCGCAGAAAAUGCUCUUUACCGUCAUUGUGAAAAUGCCCUGCCUGGCAAUCAAGUACCCUUCAGGACCAACCUACCUCCGUCGUUUCCAAAUCAAGUUCGUGUCUGAUCGCGACUACUAUACGGCGCUCGCUCUCUUAGGCGAGAUCAACUGUCCCUUAGCAGAAGGAAGUGCGCCUUCUGUCCCAUCCUCUCGAAGACUGCCCUCGACCAUGUCGUUGAACUCGGAAUACGCCCCGUCACUUGCAAGAAGCUAUACCGGGGAGCCGCACACUAGCUCUGCGAUUCCUUUUCAUUCUGCAGCAUACAGAUCUGCCACAGCGACAACUACCAACCCACCGCUCUCGUGCUCAGGCAGUGUCUCGCAUGUUACAUCCUACCAGGCGCAUCCUCCGGCCAGAAGCAUCGGUCCCGGCAACGCCAGAGCACAGGCAACGUUUCGACGAAGCCAGGAUACUCGGGGCUUCGAUCAUGAGCCUAUGCGACGCACAAACACUUAUGCCCUGCCAUCAACCGCCGUACCCUAUCACGACAUCGAACCACUGAACCAAAUGCUUCCUCCUCGCUCAGAACAGGCGAGGCGUACUAGCACAACCACUAUUGCUACCAGACCUGCUAUCUCCGCAGCACACCAUGACAUCGCAUCCCUCAGCCAUGACCUUCCCCCAAAGCGAACCCUUCCAUUCUCAAACCAGAAACCAAGCGCGAAAAAAACACGAACAAAUGCAGCGCCUCAGACUCAGACACCCAGUUCCACCCCAUGUCCACAGCUCCCGCAUCCAUGUGCCGAACUAAACGAGGCACAAGUAUCCCAUGAAAAUGUUCCAUUGCAGGGACUGUCACGUUGCGCCUCAAACAUCCAAGUCUUCCAAUCCCAACCUCCCUCACCGACACCAACCCAGCGGCAUCCACAGCGACUGCCAACGCAGAGACUCCAUCUGAACCCUCCUAAGCCUCCGCCAAUCUCUCGGCCAAACACAUCUACGCAGCGCAGCACAGAUCUCGAUGGGCAUACUUUAUCGGCUACACAGCCCCAUCCAGACAUUCCGCCCAACACCACCACAUCUAUAACACAAUCAGAAACCCAAAACCAGAACCAGCACCAAAAUCCAGGAUCACAACCACCUGCCCAGCAUCCAUCCUCGUCCUCAUCCUCAAUUGAACAAACUCUAUCGCAAUACUCCUCGGCACCAACAUCCGAACGCACCGCCAUGCUCGAGAACUGGAUGUGCGAGCUGCUCGAGGAUGAUAAGUUCAUGACCCUGUGUGAGGAUGUCGAGGGGGUGUGGAGGCGGUUCGCGUUUGGGAAGAAGACGUGA
Molecule: messenger RNA, 1575 nt
Organism: Penicillium riverlandense
Lineage: Eukaryota; Fungi; Ascomycota; Eurotiomycetes; Eurotiales; Aspergillaceae
Exons: 4
Coding region: 1-1575 (524 amino acids)
Biological process (GO): reciprocal meiotic recombination
Source: RefSeq, a predicted model, not a curated record